Molecule: messenger RNA, 1292 nt
Organism: Mytilus californianus (California mussel)
Lineage: Eukaryota; Metazoa; Mollusca; Bivalvia; Mytilida; Mytilidae
Product: F-box only protein 22-like
Exons: 5
Coding region: 81-1247 (388 amino acids)
Biological process (GO): positive regulation of proteasomal ubiquitin-dependent protein catabolic process; protein polyubiquitination
Molecular function (GO): protein binding
Source: RefSeq, a predicted model, not a curated record
UAUUGAAGGUUCAAAAGUUACUCAAAUCUCAAAAUGAAAACAAAGCCAAGUGAAAUCAUUUAACAGAGUUAUUUCGAGAUAUGGAAGAGUGUCAUGCCUCAAAAGUGCUACGUCUCCCAGUGAUUCUUUAUAAGAUUUUAAAUUUUCUUCCUUGUAAAGCUUUAAACUCGUGUUCAAGAGUGUGUAAAGUCUGGAAUGAAUAUGCAGCAACUAUAAAGAAAAAAAGGAAGAAAAUAGAAUGGAUGGCAUUAGAAUAUGAUGAAGAAGAAGGUCUGAACAGUAAAGCAGAGAACUUGUGCUCCUUCAUUGAGCAACUAUCCAGUGAACCAGACCAUCUUUUAAUGUUUUGUACAUCAAGACUCUAUGAAAGUCCAAUCAGUUUACCAUCCUCUCAUCCAACCAGGUUCCCACGCAAUGCAAAAUGUGAAGCUGUGGAAGUUAGCACCUUCAUGGAAAAACUUUUACCAAAACUAUGUCCAAUAUUUGCAUUAGUUGCAGAUGGUGUUGUAGUUACAGACCAAAAGACAAACAAGACAUGUGAAAUGGAAGACAGAGAUGCUCUGACACUAUUAUCAAUACCAAAAAUAGAUGGUUUCGAUAUUUAUACCUUUUAUGUAGAUAUCUAUACAUAUGCAAACAGAAUGGACGAAAGUGGAAGUGGAUUGUUUGAGGUUGAUCAAGUCAGUACUGUGCCAGCUGACAAAGAGGUCAAGGCCAUUCUUUUCUUCUGUGAUGAGCCAUUCUGUCCCCCUGAGAUUGGCUAUACCUUGUUACAACACUAUAAAAGCUGUGUGAUUGCAGGAGGAUAUGUAGACAAUUUCAAUAGUAAUAGGAAUUCUGAAGCAUCAUUAAUGUGUAUUGCUCUCUGUGGUCCAAGGGUCCAUGCUGCUUCUGUAAUAAUACGGGAAGAAGUCAACACAGCUCAAGAAGUGGAUAAAAUCAUCAAGAAACUCAAAGAUUGUAACAUUCCUGAAGAAAAUAGUUUUGCUUUUAUGUUUGCAUGUAUUGGACGAGGUCGAGGACAUUUCAAAGGAUCUGAAAAUGUUGAGUCAAGUGUUUUUAGGAAAUACUUCCCUAAAACACCUUUAUUUGGAUUUUUUGGAAAUGGGGAAGUUGGAUUUGAACAUUUACAUAAAUAUGAAGAAAAUAUUAAGACUGGAGAGGUACCAUCAGAGAUUCCUAAUAAACCUCUUCCAAAACUAUACCAUGCAUACACUACAAUUAUUUGCUUGGUGUCAAUUAUUUAAAUUUAUUUCAUAAAAAAAUCUUAAAAAUAUACUAGUAAGAAAUUG